AAAAUAGUAAAUAAAAACUUUUGAAAAAGUGAAGACGGAAAAAUGAAAGGAUUUAUUUUCUUGAUAUUCUACCUCGUUAAUUAUAGUUUUGCAUUAAAAUUUAAUUACCCGCGAAUACUAUUGCCAGUUUUUGAUAAUGUGCGGAUUAAUUACACGCUAGAAGUUGUGGAAAAAGGCUGUUUUGAUUUCCGAAUAUCAUCUGGUAUUGAACUGAUUCAGAUACAGCCAAUAUAUGACGAUAUUGAUAAUGAUUGCAGUCAUAAAGUUGUGAUAACGGCAAUUUCUAAGGAAAAGCAGAAGAAAACUGCAAUUGUGCUAGCCGAAAGUCGUUUAACUAAGGAAGUCUUGAGAUGUGAUGUGAUAUUAGACGUAAUUCACUCAUUUAAUGUUCAUACAACCACACGAGAACUUUAUCUCGAAGAAGCAGCUGAAACUUUUGAGUUAAUUGCACAAGAUAAUCAAGGCAAUGAUUUCACAACAUUAGAAGGAGUUGAAUUUAGCUGGAACAUUGGUACGCAGAGCAGGAACACAAAAGAUUCAAAUGGAAAAGCUCAAUAUCAAGUGCUACGUUUCUUGACGUUCUCAGAAAGCAAAUAUCAUCAGGUACCAAAAGAUGUAGAGAAGUUUGACAUUAUGGGAUUAAAAGGUCACAUGACAUUAAUUGAAGGAAUUAAUUCAGGAACAGCAAAAGUCAUCAUAAAGUUACCAUAUCCUGAAUAUAAUCAUGUUAAUGAAAUUACUGUAGACAUCACAGUCUUAGCUAAUCUUAUAAUUCAUCCAAAUGACAUCCAUAUCCUCGUUGGAGAUAAUGUCGAAUUUAAAGUACUUCAACUUAAGCAAGGAAAGUUACACGAAGUCGUAUUAGGACCUCAAUAUUAUCUGGAGAUUGAAAAGAAAGAAACUGCUAAAAUAGAUAGAGGAUUAGCAACUGGAUUGAGUUUAGGAACAACUCUCGUUCUAUUAAGGGACAAAAAUGUGAUUGAAAGUUCCAUAAAUCCUCCACUAAUGCCUAAAGCUCGAUUGAGGGUUAGUGAAGCCAGUAAAAUGAGAAUUGAAUUACUUCCUUAUCGAAAUUGGAUAACAACAGAAAAUCAGGAACACGAAAUUGCCAUAGACUUAUUAACAAAGAACAAUGAGAAAAUUACUUUAGGUGAUCGUUAUAAAAUCGAAUCAUCAUUCGAUCAAAGUUAUUUUAAUGAAUUUGGAAGGAACAGCAAUGGAAGUAUAAUCUCUGGUAAGGCUGUCCAAAGAGGAAGCACAUUAGUGUCUGGAAAAUUCAAUCAACUUUCAGUGAGUGCAGAAAUGAUAAUUUAUGGACAUAUUGACUUGAAGCCAAAGGAAGUUUAUGUUCCAUAUGAUGUAAAUAAGCCAGUAGACAGUAAGAUCCAAUUUAUAGCUAGUGGAGGUGAUGGAUCAUUCUCAUGGUUCAGUUUAAAUCCUUCAGUUUUGACAAUUGGACAGGAUGGACUAGCAGACACACAUUUAAGAAGAUUAAAAGACUUUCAGAAUGACAGAAAUGAUAAUGUCAUAGAAACAUCAAUUCGUGCUGCUAUGAUGAAGAAUUUAAAGCUUUAUAAAACAGCAAAAGUCUUUUUCUUGCCUCCAGUUAAACUUGAAAUUGUUGCCUAUAAUUUUGAAACAGCUAUAAAUGACUACAUUGAUGUACAUAUUGGAUUAUUUGCAUACUAUAAAGAUGCUUACGUUCCAUUUACAUCUUGUGAAAAUCUCAACUAUGACAUCGACUUUGUCCAUCAAUUAUUUAAUAUCGCUAAUGCUGAAAGUGAUCACACAGAAAAGUUAAGAAAUGGAUGCAGAAUUAUACGACUUAAAGCUAUUCAUACUGGAUUAACAACAUUAACAGUCUCAUAUAGGCAUGGAAAUGAUGUUUUGACUGAUAAUGUUCAACUUAUGGUCUAUGAGAAGUUAAUAACAUAUAAUCCAGAAACAAAUAUUGUUGUACUUCCAAUUGGUUCUAGUAGAAAUGUCAUUUAUCAAUAUGGACCGAAGAAGGUUUAUACAGUUGGAAGUGAACUAACAAAGGAUAUAAAUUAUGAAAAGAACUUUAUAGCUGUCAAUGAAAUUAAAUCAGAUUUUCAGGAUCAGAGAUUUGCUUACAACAUUCUGUGCCGUAAAGUUGGAGAGACGAAACUACAUAUGGAAAUUUUCAAUGCCUUAAGUUCUGAUUCCUUUGUGAAAUAUGUCUCAAUCAUUGAUACUUUCGUCUAUUGCGUUAAACCUAGAUUUAUUAAUCUCAUCUCAGUUGACAAAUUAAAGACAUCAUGUCCAAUUGACAGUAAGACCUCAUUGUUACAUGUUAAAUCAGCUACAGAUGCAUUGCACAUAGAAAUUGAAAUUCUGGAUGAACAGAAACGUAAACUUGACAACAUUACAUCAUUAAUUAUUGACUGGAAGUUCCUACAAACGAAUGGCAUAGUUAAUCAUAAUAUCGUCUAUAAUCGUGAGACAGAAACUGAUGAAAUUGAUGGAGUUUUAAUUCCAAAACGUGACUUCCUUAGAACAUCCAUAACUGAAGUUAGUGUCAAUCAUAAAAUUAAGGCAAUCGUUCGUGAAUAUGAUGGAAAUGUGCUGAAAGAAAAUCAAAUUAUUCCUGAAAUUCCUCAUUUUGGAACCAGAAAGACUGGAGAAAGUCAGCAACUUGUCACACCUUUAAUAGAAAAUGAACUGGAUUUCCUUUCAUUUGAUGCUGCUUUACUGCCAAUGUCUUCAGUUUCUGUCUUUUUAUCACCUGGAUUAGUAAGGAAGCUAAAAUUAGGUCGAGGAAGUGGAUUUUAUGAUAUUAAAGUGAAGAAUCCACAUUUACUGGAUGUUCAGCAUGACAAAAGUACAUCAGAACUAGUUCUUAAGCCCAAGCACAUUGGUGAAACUGUCGUAGAAAUAACAGACAAAUGUUUAAAGAUUGAACUGUCAAAAUUGCAUGUUUCUAUCGUCGGAAUUGGACGAAUUGAAUUGUCAAGUCCAGAUCGUGUUGAGAAGACAAAAAGCAUUGAAGGAAUCGCAAGGAUUUAUGACACAAAUGAGCAUCUUAUGGAAAUUGACUUUAAUAACUUGAAUAUUUUACAAUUGAACGAAAAAGUCUUUAAUGAACAAAUUUUAUCGAUUAAGCGUGGACAUCAAGAUAAUUUACAGUCUGGCGAGAUUCGAUACGUCAUUACAGGCAAUGAAUUGGGAGAAACGAAGAUUAUUGUAUCAUCCGGAUCAGUUUCUAGUCUUCCAGUCAAUAUUCAAGUUUUUCCACCAUUACAAUUGUUCCCUAGAAAUGCCACAAUCAUUGUUGGAUCAUUGCUACAAAUUAGAUCACAAGGAGGUCCAAAACCAGACACAAAUGUCGUUUACACAAUUGGAAACAAUGAGAUAUUGGGAAUUGAAGGAUCUGUCGUAGAAGGAUUGAAAGUAGGAAAGACAAAAGUCGUUGGCAAGUCUGUAGGAAUUAAUCCAACAACUGGAAGUACGACUACAUAUUCUGAAGACUUUGUGUACAUAAAUGUUGUGCCAUUGAACAAAAUAAAGAUAAAGGCACCACUACAAAGACUUAAAUCAGGUUCUAUUAUGCCUGUAACACUCUGGGCAGACAAUGACAUAUCGCCAAUGAUUUUAGGAACAUUAAAGAAUCUCCGAGUAAAAUGGCAAAUUGAUCAAACAGACAUAAUUGAAUUGAGGGAUGUUUUUGAGGAUAUUGGAAUUGUUUAUGGUGAAUCUGAUGCCAUUUCAAUGCGCGUUCGUGGAUUAAAGCAAGGAAAAGCAAGAAUAACAGCCACUGUUUAUCAAUUUAAUAACAAAUUCCAAGCAAAUAUUGAUGUGACAGUUUUUAAAACAUUAGAAUUGGAAUCACCAAAGAAAAUCGUCCAUGAUCCAAUAAUAAUUCCAACAAGAAUGCAAGUUCAGCUAAAGACAAACUUAGAAGACACAACAUUCGAGAUUAAUGAUCAAGCAGAUAGAAGUGUCAUUAAUGUCUCUAAAGAUGGAACAGUAAAGAGUUUUGACAUGCUUGGAACUAGCUUAAUAAUAGCAUCAUCAGUUAGUGGCGAUCAGAAGCUUGAUAUCCCGAUAGAAGUGAAGAAUAUUAAUUAUAUCAUGGCUUCAGUAAUUCCUAGCAUUAGAAUGAAAGGACUUGAGAGACAUUUACCAAAGGAUCUUAAUUUUGGCAUGACAGUCAGCUUGCAUGACAAUUUAGGAAAUAAAUUCUCACAUAAUUUUGAAGAACUGAAAUGGCAGCUAUCAAAUCGUGACUUGGUGGAAGUAAAUAUUGGAGAAAAUUUCACUUUAAAUGUUAAGCUGCUUAGACAAGGAACAAAUAUGCUGGCUGUGUCGUUGAGAGAUUCAACUGGAAUUAAGCAUCAUGAAGAUUAUGUCAAAUUGGCAGUUAAGGCUAAUAAUGGAAUAUUUAAUGAGAAAUUAAUAGCAACACUUGGUGACAUCAUUUGCUUUGAUUCUCCAUUAAAUAAUGGCUAUGACUGGACGACAAGUUCAGAAGCUUUAAGUUUGGAAGGAUCCGUUGGACGAAUUGUGUCAGUUCCUGGAAGUCAAAAGAUUAGUGUUGUUCAUGGAUUAGGAUUAAAUUCAUUUGUUAAUUACGAUAUUCAGGUACGAAAUCCUGAUCAUAUCCAAUUCAAUCAGAAACUUGACAUAUUUAAUGGUGAAACUUAUCGUGGACAAUUCGUCGUCAGUCAUCAUCAACAAAGUGAUAAGCUUUCAAAUAUAAUUGCCUCAAAUGUCAGUAGCUGCAAUGGACUGCACAGCAAUUAUUCAAUAGAUUUUGUCACUUGUAAAUUAGUCAGUGACGACAGCACAAUUUUAAAGAAGUUUGAAGUGUCAGCAAUUUUUGAUGGACGAUAUUAUGCAUGUGAAAUUAAGCCAUUACAGUCACUUGAAGAAAUAACAAGCUAUUCACGUGGAAAGGAUAUACGAUUGUUGCUUGAAGCUAGAUUAGUUUGGUCUGGAACAUUUGAUAGAAUUGAAUUAAGACUCACGCCAGCAAUUCAAAUUACACCAAAAGUCAUCAACAUCGAUAAGCUUGAUCAGAAUGAAAUUAUCAUUAGCGGAAUCGAGAGCAUUUUACAGAAAGUCGAGGUCAUUUCAUCUCAUCCUGAAAAUUUACUUAUUAUUCCAAGUUCACAGAAAACUGUUGGACGAUUGCAGUUUAAGCCACGAUUGAACAAUCAAGGAGCUAUCGAAUCAGAGUUAUUCAUCAAAAUUGUGUCGCCAUUAACUCAGCAAACAAUUAGAAUUCCAAUCUUACCGCCUAGUCAAGAUGAUGUUGAGAAAUCUGAUGAUAGUUGGGUCUUCUUGUUCCUUUCAAAUACUGGAAAGGUCAUUGCUUCAACUGUCUUAGCAUUAGCAAUUAUUGGAUUGAUCUUUAUGUGUCUUAAGAGUCGUGAUUUAGACACUAGUGGAGUUUUCCAAAACAAGAACAACUUUCAAAAUCCAAAUCAGACGUUAAUUAACCAGAAUAGUAAUAAUAGUGGAGUAUUUUCAGCUAGUCCAUUGCAGUCACAACGUAUGCAGUCAUCACCUAUCAAAAUGAACCCUAAUCAAGAGAAUUUAAUUUAUGGAGAUCCAACAUUAGCAUCGCCACACAGACGUUACAAGAAGACACUUUAAUAAUUUAUUAGAACAAAAUGCCAAUCCUUGACAUGAAUGGCAAAUUGAGUCCUUUUUUUUGUUUCAGAUAUUUUUUUUUAUAUUAAGUUACUUAAAUUAAAUCUUCUAAUAUUUUGUUCAUGGAUUUUUUUCAUAAAAUUAAGAGUCAAAAGAGAUUAAAAACUUAAAUAAAAAAGGUAUGGAUAAGAAAGAUUGUGUUCUGAAUAAAGCUGUAAUGUUAUACGACUAAA
Messenger RNA from Chironomus riparius, 5849 nucleotides. NCBI's taxonomy places the organism in Eukaryota, Metazoa, Arthropoda, Insecta, Diptera, Chironomidae. The record is from the annotation of a GenBank genome assembly.